AAUCUCCAGGACCGCCCUCGUGCAAUAGACGGGAGGUACUAUAGUGAGACAGUAAUUUAGCCCAGUAGUAGUUCAGAGUGAGUGACUGGAAGAAACGUACCGACACAUAUAGCCAGCGCAAAUUCUAUUAGAAACAUUUUCUCUGACCGGUCAUUGAGGUUUUGAAUAUCCCUCUUCAAUCAACUGCGAAGACUGGACCAGUUGAUUUAUUUUUUCUAAUCUGUAAACUAAAAUUGGGCAUGACCAUGGGGGCCAGGCUGUGGGUGUAGCCACUGAGACAGCUGGGGGAGAGCGAGAGAGGAGGAAAGGCAAGUCAGCACCAGCCAAGCAGCCUGCACUCCUGCUGGGGAAGAUGGGGGAGACAGAGGAGGAGAAGGACCAGGCAGGGAAGCUGUUUGAGAAUUUCAUCCAAGCCUCCACCUGUAAGGGCACCCUGCAGUCCUUCAACCUCCUGUGCAGGCUGCUGGAUCUAGACCCUCAGGACCAUGAGACGUUCUACUGUAGUCUGAAGACCAGGCUCACCUCCUGGAGGGCCAAGGCCCUCUGGACCAAGCUGGACAAGAGAACCUGCCACAAGGAGUAUAAGAAGGGCCAGGCUUGUGUGGGCACCAAGUGCCUGAUCAUUGGGGGAGGUCCAUGUGGCUUGCGGACGGCCAUCGAGCUGGCUCUGCUGGGGGCCAAGGUGGUGGUGAUUGAGAAGAGGGACACCUUCUCCAGGAACAACGUGUUGCACCUGUGGCCCUACACCAUCCACGACCUCAAGGGCCUCGGGGCCAAGAAGUUCUACGGCAAAUUCUGCGCUGGAGCCAUAGACCACAUCAGUAUUCGUCAGCUCCAGCUCAUGCUGCUGAAGAUCGCCCUGCUCUUAGCUGUGGAAUUCCAUGUCAAUGUGGAGUUUGUCAAACUGCUGGAACCUCCAGAGAACCAGGAGAAUGACGGGCCUGGCUGGAGAGCUGAGAUCAGGCCUGCCGAUCACCCCGUGGCAAACAUUGACUUUGACGUGGUGGUGGGGGCUGAUGGGAGGAGAAAUACCCUGGAAGGGUUCAAGAGGAAGGAGUUCCGUGGUAAGCUGGCUAUCGCCAUCACGGCCAACUUUGUCAACAGGAACACCACGGCCGAGGCCAAGGUGGAGGAGAUCAGUGGUGUGGCCUUCAUCUUUAACCAGAAGUUCUUCCUGGACCUCAAAGAGGAGACAGGUAUUGACCUGGAGAACAUUGUGUACUACAAGGACAACACACACUACUUUGUCAUGACAGCAAAGAAGCAGAGCCUACUGGACAAGGGUGUCAUCAUUCAUGACUACAUAGACACAGAGAUGCUGCUGAGCAGUGAGAAUGUGAACCAGGAAGCUCUGCUGGGUUACGCCCGCGAAGCUGCUGACUUUGGCACCAACUACCAGCUUCCCACGCUGGACUUUGCCAUAAAUGCCUGUGGCCAGCCGGACGUGGCCAUGUUUGACUUUACCAGCAUGUAUGCCUCGGAGAACGCAGCGCUGGUCAGAGAACGCUUCGGACAUCAGCUACUGGUAGCACUGGUUGGGGACAGCUUGUUAGAGCCGUUCUGGCCAAUGGGUACAGGGUGUGCGAGAGGCUUCCUGGCUGCUUUUGACUCAGCCUGGAUGGUGAAAAGGUGGGCUGAGGGCAGGACCCCUCUGGAGGUGCUAGCUGAGAGGGAGAGUCUUUACAGAAUCCUGCCGCAGACAACCACUGAAAACAUUGGCAAAAACUUUGAGCAGUACACCAUUGACCCGGGGACUCGGUAUCCCAACCUCAUCUCCACCUGUGUCAGGCAAAACCAGGUGCGUCACCUGUACAUCAAUGGCGAGCUGCCAGUGAAGUCGUGCUCUCUGGAGCGUAAUGGUACAAUACGUCGCCCUGUGAACCUGGCCAGACGAGAGUCGGAGAUCAGGCCGGGCAGGCUGCUGACGUGGUGUCAGAAACAGACCGAGGGCUACAGGAACGUGAGCGUCACAGACCUGACCACCUCGUGGCAGAGCGGCCUGGCUCUCUGUGCCCUCAUCCACCGGUUCAGAUCCCACCUCAUAGAGUUUGAUUCGCUGAAUGAGGAGGAUUCGGCUAACAACCUCCAGCUGGCAUGUGACCUGGCUGAGCAGGAGUUUGGGAUCCGGCCCUUCACCACUGGGGUGGAGAUGGCUGCUGGUCAGGAACCAGACAAGACCAGAAUGGUCACCUACCUCUCCAAGUUUUACGAGCUGUUCCGUGGCACCCCCCUGCCCGUCUCAGAUUCUAGAGGGGCCGACGAAAACAGUGAAGACUAUCCUUCAAAGGCAGUCAGAAGUAUGAACAAAGUUCUGAACUUGGUACCAAGAAAAAGGGUACCAAAGGAUGAGAAGAAGCUAGAAGAUACUGACCCAACGUACAAAAGGAGACGAAAAGUCUGCAGUUAUUUGGAAGAGGCAACCAACUUCUCCAGUCAGAGUGCGUCCUGUGUGGGUGAGGGGAGGGGGGUUAAGGAGAACAAGGUCCGCUCCAUGGCCAGCCAACUCCUGUCCAAGUUUGAGGAGAGCAACCCCAGCUUCACCCUCCGGAGACAGUCUCAGUGUGAUUGGGGUUCUGAGAGGGCCUCUCGGCCACGCUCCAUGGACAUGACUGAGACCCCACGCUUCACCAACCUCAGGCAGCAGACCCCACUCAACCCUCCCCCCAAGACACAGUUUCCGUCUGCAACCUGUGCCAAAUUUGCAGCUGAGUGCAUCGCUCGGCCCCCACCACAGCCUCCUCCCAAACCCAAGCUCUCUCCCCAGCUCCAAGCCCAGCUUCAGUCUCAGCACCAGCCCCAACCCCAGUUCCAGCCCCAACCUAAGCUCCAACCCCCAUCCAUCCCAAAUCCCACCCUCAGGAAGGUCAGACAGGCUGAUCAGACAUGUGCUCAGACGCAACCUCAGACGCUUCCUCAAAAGCCAGAGAGCAUAGAGUACCCUGGCUACUCUUCCUCCUGCCACUCUGCGGUCCUAGCCAUGUCUAGAAUGCUCCAACGCCUUCAGGAGGUGGAGGAAAAGAUCACCCAGAAGAAAGCUCAGACCCAGAAUGCUAGAGAGUUUCAUAAUAAAAGUAUCAAGGAGAAAGCGGUCCACCUGAGAGCACUGUUCUCUGGGGAUGUGACCUCUACGUCCCAGGCCAUUCCCUCAGAGUCUGAUCCCAUCCUCCCUAACCCCAGUCCAGAAGUCACCUCAUUAUACCUUUACCCAGAAAUCACCCUUUCUGCCUUCUCACCUCCAAAUCCCUAUUCCUCAUUCUCAUCCUGUCUGCCCCAACCUCAGUCUGGAUCUGCUAGACAGAGUCAGACCAUUCCCUCACCUCACAUCCUCCCUGCUCCCCAUCCUAAAAUCUCUUCAUCAGUACUUUGUCCAGAAAUCACCCUUUCUACAUUUUCACCUCCUCAUACAUAUUCUCCAUCUUCCUCCUCUUCCUGUCUACUUCAACAUCAGACCAGUCAAUCUGGGGCACUAGAUAUGCAGCUUUGUAAGAAGGAAAUGCAAAGAGAUCCCUUGAAUGAGUCACAUGUGUGUCACAGCAGUGGCUCCACAUAUAUAUCUCAACAACAACGCACUGCAAUACUACAACCAAAGCGAGAACCUGGUUUUAAUAACGUCAAACAGAGGACGGUGGGGAAGGUGUCUCUGGCUAUAGCAGCCAGGGCUGAGACGCUGGUCACCCUCUAUGAGACUGACCACAGGCCUAAAGCCUCCUCCCCCUGUUCACCCCCAGCCUCUGCGCCUCUGUCUCCGGGUUCCUUGCGGAGGGAGUUCCCCGGGUCUGGUGACCAGUGUCACUCCUGUCAGAAGCGUGUGUACGUGGUGGAAAGGAUCAGUGCUGAGGGACUUUAUUUCCACAGGGAGUGCUUUCGCUGUGACACCUGUGGCUCCAUCCUGCGCCAGGGAGGCCAUGCCUUCGACUCUGAGCAGGGCAAGUUGUACUGCAAGCUGCACUUCACACAACGUAAAAAUGGAAUGAACCAUCGGAGGACAUUCAAUUCACAUCUGGGAGCCGGGGUUCAGAAGGGAUCAGAGACACAGACUCCUGAUUGUGACACAACAGAAGGACGGCAGAGCCAGUCACCAGGUACCAUCAGCUCCCGCCUGAGGAAGUGCCUGAGCUGGCCCCUGAGUGUGACCCGGGCUGUGUGUGACUCCCCCCGCCUCCUGUCUCGCUGGGUGCAUGGUACAGCCCAGGCUGUGGGCCUCCACUUUAGAGCCAAUGUGGAGGACUAUGUCUUCCUGUAUGAGCUGCUGAGCCUGGGAGUGCCCCUGCUGUUCAUGCUCCAGGAGGUGCUGCUGCAGAUGUACUCUGAAACCGGGCCUAUCUCCCAGUCCAUCCAGCCCCUACUGCUGUGGCUGGAGGAACACCUAGGCCAUAGGCUCAUGUAGAGGCCCACCAGGGAGGAAAGCCUAAUCCUAACCCUAACCCUAUCCCUAUCCCUAUCCCUAUCCCUAACCUUCAUGCAAUAGGGUCUGAAGCCUGGCCGAACAUUAACUGGCGUAUCUUGCAUUUGUGCCAUGUCAUAUGAUGGCAAGCUACCGUUUGACCAUGUGUACAAGCACCUUGUUAAUAUUUUCUCACAGAAUAUGUAGCUGUCAGUGCAUUAGAUCUAAUCCUACACCAACCAAAGAACAAAUAACAUUUUCCAAGUGGUAGCUUGGUUUGUGAUACGUGCGAUGUUUUCAUGAACAUGACAUUUUUCUUUAUGAUGAGGGGUAAUGUUCUGUACAUGGUUUCAUGGUGGUCUAAAUCAUUUAUGGUAUGUGGUUGAUAUGACUGCUGAAAUCAUCCAAUCUAUAUUGCUCUAGAGUUGAGUCUUUCAACAACUGGCUGUCAAAGUCGAGCCAGUUUUUACAUGGCUUAACUCAGGUUAUGACAGAUUUGUUUGUGUGGAAAAAGUAAUCUAAAUGAAAAGACUGACUUGAAGCACUUUAACUUGGGGAGCUGCCUUGAUCUGUGGCUGAUGCCUGAUGAAUGGUGUGGGAGUUAAUGGCUGCCUAAUGGCUGUCCAGGCCUUGGAUAAUGACUAGUGCUGACGCUGCACGUUUACUAAACCCUGCUGAACUCACAGGUCGGGGUCUGGGUCGGGGGCCAACGUGGAUCUGUGCUCGACAAGGUUUUCUCAUCUUUUUUUCAAUUUCAAUAUUGUUUGACACGAAUUAAAAUGUUUAUGUUUUUAUUGUAAGAUCUCGUAUGACACCGUGACCAUAGUGUACUUUCGCUACACAUUAUGAUAACUUUUAUUGCUUUAUUUUAUGGCCCAGUGCCUCCAGUAUUUUUGUGCAUUGUCUGUUGUACUUAAAAAGGGGAAAAGGUUUCAUGAACAUGGGCUUUGGUUUACUACUCCAGUUCAUGGACUGUUUAAUGCUUACUCAUUGCUGCCACCUGUUGGUGAAACAGAUGCAAGGCCAAAUUCUAUUUACUGUAUGAUCAGGUGGAAUAAGAGACAAUCUUCUAAAGAGUUGUUGUAUGCUUGUAAUAGAGGAGGUUCUUCUUCAUUUUUAUUAUUUGUACAGGUCUAUUUCACAUCAAUAUGUUUUUCAGAAUGUUAAGAAUAUUGCUGAAUUGAAUUGUUCAGAAGGACUGAAUCAGACAUGAUAACACAGGCUAUGUUUGAAUGCUGUGGUGUGUAUGUGCUUGCCACUCAUCUCACUGUUAAUAACCAUGUUAAGUAUGAUAGCAGGAUCUCAGCUUUAUUACCAAUACAAAUUCCAAAGAUGCAGUUGGUGCACUUUAAAAAUGAGAAGUGUUUUCAGCCCUAACCAGAAGUUACAUCAUUCAUGCAGUACACUGUACAGUGCUAAAUUGCAUGUUGUUGAAUAGCACAAUCUCAUGUUAUCUAACAAUUACAAAGUUUCUAUGCAUUUGAACUGGAUUUGAUCCUUCCUCUGAUUUUUCUCUAUAUUCUAACCUACUAUAUUUCCUUCCUUUCAUUUCUAUUCUUGUUCACUUGGAAGUCUAUUUUCAACUUUCUGAUGAUGGGUCUCCUGAUUGGUUAGGAGACAUGCCAUUCUGAAGGUGAUCACCUGCAUGGUCACAUGGUUUUGUGAACAAUAUUUUGGAGUGGAUGCUUUGUUAGAUUAGUCCAAUUACUGUCAGCAUUUCCACACACAAGUAAAAAAUGCUUCUAAUCCCUGUGUUUGAGCUACCGACAGCAGUUUUUAGCAUAGGAUUUUUCUAUUUCGUCUGCAUCCGCCGAUAUUAGAUCCCAAAAACGAUUCUUCUCACAGAAAUGUCUAAUCUACAAACUAUUAUGAUCGUACCCCGAAAGGCUGAGAAUCUCACAAACACGUAAAUGUAAUCUGGUCUGCUCUAUGACGCUCAUAAGCCAAUCAAGAGUUGUUAGGAGGUAAGAGGUUCUUCUUAGUAGAUCAUAGGAAAUCUCAGGACAUAGUGUCUAUAAACUCACAUAGUUGCUGUCACAAACUCCAUACUCCACACAGUUGUCACUGACUAGUUGGAUAUUAAUUUCCCACUAAGCAAACCAUUUUUGAAUUUACAAUUGUAAUUAUUAUAUACUCAUUUUUAAUCAGCCUUUUUUGGGGCUGGGCCUUGUUUUUUUUAUAGACAUUUGUCAAUAAAACUCAUGAAUGCAACUGUUUAUGUCAAAUGUUAUGUUCUACUUGUAGCCCUGGUUGUCCUGAAAAUAAAAUGGUAAAACACGUCAAUGUGAGGCUAAAUAUGUGGGAUUCCCUGGAACCUAUGAAGUUAUUAAACUACUAAUGUCUGUGUCCUGCACCCCCAGCAGAACCAUAACUACAGCACACACUUGUUAUAGGUUGAAACGCAUCAUAAUACCAUGAUGUUCAAAGUCACACCUUCUAAGAGACUGUCUUUUCAGUGUCUGCAUGCAUAACAAGGAAACUGUGGUGUUCGGACUACAUUGGUCUUCCCGAGUGCAUGUUGAACGAUUGACAGACAGCUUUCUGUCAUGUAAAGGCUUUUUCUCCCAUCUUUUGCCAUCUUUCUUUCUCUCUUCCAGACGCUGUCACCCAGGAUAACUUUUUCUUGACCCACACAAACAAAGGGAAUGAAUCUCCCAACAGGUUCAUAGCUCAUGUUGUCUUAAAUGAAUACAUGGAACAAUGUUUUAUGGGACUUCAAAUGCAGCCUGCUUUUCUCAUGGAGAUUCUGUGUUGCUUUAUGUAUGGCCUAAAGCAACAAAUGUAAAUAAAGUGAUUUGUCAUCUUGA
Messenger RNA from Oncorhynchus keta (chum salmon), 7191 nucleotides. It is a transcript of the gene mical2a, whose product is annotated as microtubule associated monooxygenase, calponin and LIM domain containing 2a. Lineage: Eukaryota; Metazoa; Chordata; Actinopteri; Salmoniformes; Salmonidae. The transcript is spliced from 27 exons. Gene Ontology annotation, molecular function: FAD binding; protein binding. The record is from RefSeq and is a predicted model, not a curated record. Bases 353 to 4387 code for a protein of 1344 amino acids.